Lycium ferocissimum is the source of this 2833-nucleotide messenger RNA. RefSeq names its product CSC1-like protein At4g35870. The transcript has a single exon. Bases 239 to 2734 code for a protein of 831 amino acids. Gene Ontology annotation, molecular function: calcium-activated cation channel activity. Gene Ontology annotation, cellular component: plasma membrane. The record is from RefSeq and is a predicted model, not a curated record. Lineage: Eukaryota; Viridiplantae; Streptophyta; Magnoliopsida; Solanales; Solanaceae.
GUACUAAUUGUGUCAUUAUGAUAGGCUUUAACAGGAACAGGAGUUUUACUUUUAUACCUGAAAAAUUGAAAUCAGAUCUUAAACACCAAAGGUAUGACCUUUCCACAUUCUCAUCACCUCCUCGGGUCAAUCGUUUCUGCAAUUAACCAACCCGCCAAAAACCCUAAAUCUAGAUGAAUCUCAAAUUCUCUUCCCUUCAUAUUAAUUUCAAACCCUAUCUCAACAAUCUCAAUUCAAUAUGAUCUCUUCCAGUUCCCCUGCAUACCCACCUUCCAUGUCAUCCUUUACUACUUUCUCUCCACCCCCUUCAGGUGACGGGGACUUCAAUUACGACGUCGCCUGGUAUGGUAACAUCCAGUACCUCCUCAAUAUCUCCGCUAUUGGAGCUCUAACUUGCCUUCUUAUUUUCAUCUUCGGGAAACUUCGUAGCGACCACCGUCGUAUGCCCGGUCCCACAGCCAUUGCCUCUAAACUCCUCGCUGCGUGGCACGCGACGGGCAUCGAAAUUGCCCGCCACUGUGGGGCCGACGCUGCGCAAUAUCUCCUCAUUGAGGGCGGCAGCUCGGCGCUGCUGUUAUUUAUAGCUUUUCUUGCACUUGCUGUUAUGUUGCCUUUGAAUAUUCAUGCUGGUAAGGCUCCUAUGGCUGAUCAGUUCUCGAAAACUACGAUUAAUCAUAUUGAAAAAGGUUCUCCUUUACUUUGGGUUCAUUUUCUAUUUGUUGUGAUUGUUGUUGUUUUGGUACAUUAUGGUAUUAGUGAAAUACAAAAGAGGUUGAAAAUUACUAGGCUUAGAGAUGGCUAUGGAAUUCCGAGUAGCCCUGGUGGGAAUAGCAGUGCGAUUUUUACUAUUAUGGUGCAGGGUGUACCGAAAACUUUAGGUUUUGAUAAGAGACCAUUGGUAGAGUAUUUUCAGCAGAAGUAUCCGGGAAAAGUGUAUAGAGUAGUUGUGCCUAUGGAUUUGUGUGCAUUGGAUGAUUUAGCUACAGAGUUGGUGAAGGUUCGGGAAGAUAUAUCUAAGUUAGUGUCGAGGAUUGAGUCACGGGGUUAUUUGAAUGAGGGUGAGGAAUAUGAUGAGGAUGAUAAUGAUAGUGUAAAGGCUCGAGGUUUGUUGGGGAGACUGUGCUUUAUGUGGAGAAAGGCCAAGGAUAUGUGGUAUCGUAUGAUGGAUCAGUUGGGUUUUUCAGAUGAAGAGAGGUUGAGAAAGUUGCAAGAGUUGAGAGCUGAUUUGGAGAUGGAAAUGGCAUCUUAUAAAGAAGGGCGGGCAAGAGGUGCUGGUGUAGCUUUUGUGGUGUUUAAGGAUGUCUUUACAGCUAAUAAGGCUGUCCAGGACCUCCGAAAUGAGAAGAGGAGGCGAUAUGGCCGAUUCUUUUCUGUCAUUGAGUUGCAACUGCAGAGGAACCAGUGGAAAGUAGAGAGAGCUCCUUUAGCUACUGACAUAUACUGGAACCACCUGGGAUCGACAAAGUUCUCUUUAAGGUUACGCAGAGUGUUGGUGAACACAUGCCUACUCUUGAUGCUGCUAUUCUGCAGUUCUCCACUCGCUGUGAUUAGUGCCAUUCAAAGCGCAGGGAGAAUAAUCAAUGCUGAAGCAAUGGAUCAUGCUCAGAUGUGGCUGAACUGGGUGCAGAGCUCGAGCUGGCUAGCAACAAUAAUAUAUCAAUUUUUGCCCAAUGUUCUGAUUUUUGUGAGCAUGUACAUUGUCGUCCCUUCAGUUCUUUCUUAUCUUUCGAAAUUUGAACGACAUCUUACUGUAUCUGGUGAGCAAAGGGCUGCACUACUGAAAAUGGUUUGCUUCUUUCUGGUAAAUCUGAUUCUCCUUAGGGCUCUGGUCGAGUCUACUCUUGAGGGUGCGCUCUUAAGUAUGGGUCGCUGUUAUUUGGAUGGAGAAGAUUGCAAAAAGAUCGAGCAGUACAUGAGUGCUUCCUUUUUGACAAGGUCAUGCCUUUCGUCUCUUGCAUUUUUAAUUUCAAGCAGUUUCUUGGGUAUAUCUUUUGAUUUAUUAGCUCCAAUCCCUUGGAUUAAGAAGCAGCUUCAAAAGUUUCGAAAAAAUGACAUGCUUCAGCUGGUGCCAGAAAGGAUCGAGGACUAUCCAUUGGAAAAUCAAGACAUUGAUAGUUUGGAGAGGCCUCUGAUUCAUGAAAGGAGUUCAACUGUGGUUGCUGACAACAAUGGAUUUUUAAAUGAUGCAUCUCCAAAUGAAAUUGAUUUCCCAGGACAAGAUUUGUCUGAAUACCCUCCAGUCAGCCGAACCUCACCGGUUCCAAAACCGAAGUUUGAUUUUGCGCAAUAUUAUGCCUUCAAUCUGACAAUAUUUGCCCUGACCCUGAUCUAUUGUUCGUUUGCUCCUCUGGUAGUUCCUGUUGGUGCAGUUUACUUUGGUUACAGGUAUGUGGUUGACAAGUACAACUUCCUGUUUGUAUACAGAGUGCGAGGUUUCCCUGCUGGUAAUGAUGGGAGAUUGAUGGAUACUGUAUUAUCUAUCAUGAGGUUUUGUGUUGACUUGUUCCUCCUCGCGAUGCUACUUUUCUUUUCUGUACGAGGAGACUCAACAAAACUUCAAGCCAUAUUCACACUUGGGUUGUUAGUGAUGUAUAAAAUUUUGCCCUCUGAUAAUGAUGCUUUUCAGCCAACUUUAUUACAAGGCAUACAGACUGUUGACAACAUUGUAGAAGGGCCGACUGAUUAUGAGGUGUUCUCACAACCUACGUUUGACUGGGAUACAUAUAAUUCAUGACUUGUGAAUAAAAUCAAAGAUUUGUGUUGAGAUUUGUAUAUAUGCUUAUUUGUAAUUGGAUGUGUUUCUGCAUCUAUCGAUCUCUCUUUCUCUUUUUCA